AUGGCAGUGGUUUCUCUGUAUAUCACCAGGGAAGUAGCUCUGAGGUCUGGCCUGUUUGGGUUGUUGGGCGAUGCGCCUGUUCAGAUGGUUGAUGCGCACUAUCCAGCUGCGUCCAGCUAUUGCUCGCCCGGCCGAGGACAACGCCAGAAGCAGUAUACCUGCGUAGUAGCCAUUGUAGGCAUCUGCGCCAACGCUCGGAUUGGAUGCGCGGAAGACAAGACCCGCGUUACCAGAGUUGAUGGCAGCGUGACAUCGGCCUCGAAGAAGAAGUUUCCGAAGUUGCUGUUCUUCAACUGCGGGAUGGAGAUUGUCAACAACGGCAAUGCACCCUCUCAGUUAAAGAGCGUCGGCUAUUUCGAGGCGUUCGACCAGCUGAGGGCGUGUCUGCGAAUGAGCGUCACCGAGAUCCCGGCCAAUAAGUACUCGCACAUCCACUUUGCAUUUGCCACGGUCACACCCAGUUUUGACGUGGAUAUCUCAAGCGUCGAGGACGAAUACAAAAAAAUCGUAAGGAUGACCGGCUUUAAAAAGAUUCUCUCCUUCAGAGAUGCCACCAAGCAGGAGCAUCGCGACACAUUUGUCAAUAACCUGGUGAGCUUCAUGAGCUGGCAAGACCUGGAUGGCUUUGACUUUGACUGGGAGUAUCCUGGUGCACUUGAUAUUCUGGAUAUCGCGCCUGGAAGCCCUGACGAAGGCAAAAAUUACCUUGCUUUCCUGUAG
Aspergillus fischeri NRRL 181 is the source of this 720-nucleotide messenger RNA. RefSeq lists its product as uncharacterized. Gene Ontology annotation, molecular function: hydrolase activity, hydrolyzing O-glycosyl compounds. NCBI's taxonomy places the organism in Eukaryota, Fungi, Ascomycota, Eurotiomycetes, Eurotiales, Aspergillaceae. The record is from RefSeq and is a predicted model, not a curated record. The coding region runs from base 1 to 720 and encodes 239 amino acids. The transcript is spliced from 2 exons. Gene Ontology annotation, biological process: carbohydrate metabolic process.